GGAGCAGAAGGGAGCCUGGAGAAAAGGCCGUCAUAUUCCCUCAGAAGAACCGCCAAAUCAGAGAGCAGAGAUGAGUUCAUUGGAGGAGCGCCUUCAACAGCAACUAAUCCCGUCAUAUUGAAAGAAAAUUGUAAAUGUUUCCCCCAGAAAUUGUCUGCACAUCGCAGCUAAUCGAACACACACUGACGAAUACAUACACACUCUCUUUUCAUACCAAAGGUGCCCGGACGCAGAGACCCGCUCCAGCGAGUGCGCGUGACACACAGGGGCACGCACACACACACGAACGCACACGCGCCAGCCUGCGGGUUGGCCAGAGCCUUGAAACUGCAGAUUCCACUCGGAGAUCGCCAGAGCCACCGAACUAAUUAGUAAUUAGUUGCCCCUACACUAAUAACUACUUCCCCAAUCACUUUAGUGAAGAAAUGAAUCCCGCCCAGCUCGUCAGUCCAGCCGGGUCUCCGUUCGGUCUUGCUCUCCAGACUCAUCUUCGUGAAAGCCAGAUCAAGGGAGAGAGCGAGCCGGCGCCCGGCCUCGGACUCUGAGCCGCGCGCGGGUAGCUCCGCGGCGGGUCAGCCCCGAACCCGUGAAGGGCUCCACGUUCCUGCCAGCCAGCCCACGCCAGGGAUACUGCAGCCCGAGGAGGCCACUGGAGCUAAUCCGGCGGCAGGUUUAAAUGUUUUUUGACUACUUGGCUACUGAUUAGAGAACACAAAAUGAAUAACUCAACAAACUCCUCUAACAAUGUGGCUCUGACCAGUCCUUAUAAGACAUUUGAAGUGGUUUUUAUUGUCCUUGUGGCUGGGUCCCUCAGUUUGGUGACCAUUAUUGGGAACAUCCUGGUCAUGGUCUCCAUUAAAGUCAAUCGCCACCUCCAGACCGUCAACAAUUACUUUUUGUUCAGCUUGGCCUGUGCUGACCUCAUCAUUGGUGUUUUCUCCAUGAACUUGUAUACCCUUUACACUGUGAUUGGCUACUGGCCUUUGGGACCUGUGGUGUGUGACCUUUGGCUUGCCCUGGACUACGUGGUCAGCAAUGCCUCAGUAAUGAAUCUGCUCAUCAUCAGCUUCGACAGAUACUUCUGCGUCACGAAACCACUCACUUAUCCCGUCAAGCGGACCACGAAAAUGGCAGGUAUGAUGAUCGCAGCUGCCUGGGUCCUCUCCUUUAUCCUCUGGGCUCCAGCCAUUCUCUUCUGGCAGUUCAUCGUAGGGGUGAGAACUGUGGAGGAUGGGGAAUGCUACAUUCAGUUUUUUUCCAACGCGGCUGUCACCUUUGGCACGGCCAUUGCAGCCUUCUAUUUGCCUGUGAUCAUCAUGACUGUGUUAUACUGGCACAUAUCCCGGGCCAGUAAGAGCAGGAUCAAGAAGGACAAGAAGGAGCCUGUGGCCAACCAAGAUCCAGUUUCUCCAAGUCUGGUUCAAGGAAGGAUAGUGAAGCCAAACAACAACAACAUGCCUGGAAGUGAUGAUGGCCUGGAGCACAACAAAAUCCAGAAUGGUAAAACUCCUAGAGAUGCUGCAACUGAAAACUGUGUCCAGGGGGAGGAGAAAGAGAGCUCCAAUGAUUCCACCUCAGUCAGUGCUGUUGCCUCUAAUAUGAGAGAUGAUGAAAUAACCCAGGACGAAAACACAGUUUCCACUUCUGUGGGCCAUUCCAAAGAUGAGAACUCAAAGCAAACAUGCAUCAAAAUUGUCACCAAGACCCCAAAAGGUGACUCAUGUACCCCAACUAAUACCACCGUGGAGCUAGUUGGUUCUUCAGGUCAGAAUGGAGAUGAAAAACAGAACAUCGUUGCUCGCAAGAUUGUGAAGAUGACUAAGCAGCCUGCCAAAAAGAAGCCUCCUCCUUCCCGGGAAAAGAAGGUGACCAGGACGAUCUUGGCUAUUCUGUUGGCUUUCAUCAUCACUUGGGCCCCAUACAAUGUCAUGGUGCUCAUUAACACCUUUUGCGCACCCUGCAUCCCCAACACAGUGUGGACAAUUGGUUAUUGGCUCUGUUACAUCAAUAGCACUAUCAACCCUGCCUGCUAUGCACUUUGUAAUGCCACCUUCAAGAAGACCUUUAAACACCUUCUCAUGUGUCAUUAUAAGAACAUAGGCGCUACAAGGUAAAUCAUCUUUGUAGAGAAGAAAGGUAGUCAAGGGGAGCCUCGUGAAAGGAAACAGAAUAAAAGAGCUCCUAGUUUUCAAAUCUCUGCCAUUGCACUUUAUAGUCUUAUCAUGGAAUGUGCAAUUAAGGAGCCCAACAGUGACACUCUUUGGUGCCUAUGCUCCAGUUUGAGAAACUUGUACCUUAUAAACCCUGUCAGUUGAGGAACAAUGAGACCAUAGAGGAGACAUGUUGGAAUUGUGGAUUUUAGAAGUGACCUAUGCUUUCUUGUACUCUCUUGAAGAAGGGCUUCUGAAUCUAUAAUUUUAUCUCUGCACAAAAAGAAUAAUAACCUCGCUGUGUUUUUUCAUUUUUGUGUUCCCAAGUGAAAGGCCACAGUUACAAACUAACGUGGAGACUUAAACAUAAAGAAAGCCAUUAUACAAUGGGGAAGUGAAGAAACAAGAUCAAAAACGGAUAUAGAAAUGGCCUCCAGAGUGUUAAACAUAUAUUAUUCUUUUGUUAUGAUUUUAUGUGGAGAAUUGCAACAUAAUAAAUGCUUACCUUUUUUAUCUUUCCCCUUUCCCAUCAUAAAAAGAGAGCAAACAAGCGAAAACUUAGCUAGAUUGCAUCAUUAUUUUUGUCAUAUGGCAUUGGAUUUUUUAUUGCCAUGUUUUACACUGUGUAAGUGAAAAAUCUGCAGGACUUUCACUAAAUACAGAGACAGUCACGAGAAAGGGUAUUUCAGCCCUGCCCACUGUGUCUUUUGCAUUCUUUUGGGGUAUAACACUGUGAGGAUUUAAUUCACUUAUGAUUGUUUAUGUGAAAUAUCUUUGCCAAUCUGGUUUUAUACUAAACAAGCCCCUUAUUUUAAUAGAAUAGCCUACCUAAUAUAUAAACAUGCUUAAGAAGCCAAAGUCAAUUUUUUUAAAUGAGGUUUCAUCAAAUUCAACAAUGGUCAUUUUUUUCUUUUCUUUUCUUUUUUUUUUUUUGGAGAAAGUUUACUGAGGCCAGGUGAAUUUUGAGAUAAGAAAAUAGAAGGUUGAAAGGGCAUCCUGUUUCAACCUGAUCUGCCUGACCUAUAUAUGACGUGCUAACUUGUAAAACAUGAACUCCUGGCCUUUGCAAGCAGGAAUAAGAUGCUGCUUUAUUCAUCUGGAAUCUUAAAUAGGAUUAAGUUAUUCACAUGACACCAAUGACUUUGGGGUCAAUCCCAAGAGAAUAAGACUUUCUCUUUAAUGCCUGCUAAAAGAUGAUAUUAAAUUUAUAGUCAAGUGAGAUUUAUUACUGUCUUAUGACCUGUGGAGGGAAAAAAAAUAGAGAACAUUUACUGAAACCACAUGUUUUGUAUUCCUCGAAUUGUCAAUUCCCCUUAAAGUUUUUUAACUUCAAAAUUCUGUUGAUAGAAGUAGUGAUCUUUAUGGAAGAAAUGUCAUGGAUAACUAAACAGGCCAAGCAAGCACAACAGAACCUGAGAGAGAGUAGGAGGCUGCACCUAUGCCCCUUCUCACCAUUUUUUAGUUCUAGACCACAGAAAAAUCGGAUCAGGAACAGUUAACCUGUCUGUGUAUGAUUUUUUAUUGUACCUAUACCACUUCUCACCAUUUUUAAAUUCUAGACCGUAGAAAAGUCAUAUCAGGAACAAUUACCCUUGUCUAUCUAAGAUAGACAUUUUUAUUGGGAUCCCAAAUAAAUAUACAAUUAUAUUGAUUCAAGCUUAGUUAUUUUUACCCCUCAACUUUUUUUCUUACAGUAUUUCCUAUGGUCUUCCAAUCAGAUUUUAUAAAGAUGGUCCAAUCAAUAGAAAUUAAAUUUAUAAAACCCAUUCAAAUUUCAUAUUUUGCAUUUUAGGUUUAUGGGCUCUAUGAUAUCUUGAUCAGUAGUAUCCAUGUGAGCUGCAUGAUGAAUUUGUCAGUAUUAGACUUUAGCACUUUAAUUAGAACUAUUUUGUGUGACUUGCCUCACUGAUGGCAUCUCAACAAUUUUGAGAGCUGAAAAAAAAAAAAGCACAAAACAAAUAACAAUGAAAAAGAACAAUUAGUAAGAAGCAAAGUGCCAAUAAUUUUUGUACAUAAGUUAUCCUUUUAAAAAUAACUUUCUGUUUCAAUAACUUCAGUCAUCCCUCCCAACCAAAUCUUCUAUUUAUAAACAUACAGCAUCAGUUAAUACUGGUGUCUUUAUUCUACCUUAAUAUAAACUUUUACAUUUUAAAUCCAUAUUUGUUUUUAUUUUGUUUCUUCAAGUAAAUGCAUCAAUUGAGGGGAAAGUACAUCAAGCAAUUGGGCUGUUUGGUUUCUUGUAUACAAAACAAUUGACUGGCUGAAUAGUUCACUUAUUAACUUGUGCUGUUACGAUAUAGAUUCAGCUUUAGUUGGGUUGAACUCUUUGGAUUCAAGGAUUGAGGAUUCUGGAUUUGGGUCUUUUUUUGUCUGCUCUAACAAUCCAACUCAUCAUGAAUCAAACUGCCUCUAACUCUCCAUUGCCAUUGCAUCUUUUCCUUUCUUCUGUUCUUGAUCUUCACCGUAUCUACCACAACCUCAUUGAAAAAGAAAUCACCAAAAAUUAAAGAAAGGAAUUGAACAUAGACUGAUACAUCAUGGAUGCUUUGUCAACUGGAAUCAGAAAAAGUGAAAAGAAUACUGAAAUAGUAGAUGAUUAGAAAGAUGUGGAGACUGUAUCCAGAGGCUUGCAUUAACUAUUUACUGGAUUUGUUUAUUUCAGUGGCUCCCAGCCAGGGACCAUUUUGCCUCCCAGGGGACAUUUAACAAUGUGUGGAAACGUUUUUGGUCGUCACAACUCAAGGGAGGGCUAUUGGCAUCUAGUCACUAGGCUCUGGGGAUGUUACUGAACAGCUUACAGUGCACAGUAUAGACCCCGCAACUAAGGAUUGUUUGGUUCAAAAUGUCAGCAGAGUCAAAGUUGAGAGAUCCUGUUUUAAGGGAUUCUAGAGCUUGCUUUAUAUAAGUGGGAAAAUAAUCCUGUAUCACUAUUAGGACAUCAAUGCAAAUUGUUCAUCUGUUUGAAAAAGGUAAUUUCACCAACCACGUACCAGACACACUGUCAUCCAUUGAGUCUGGUGUAUUUGUAAUUUACAGAUUGGAAGCACAGGACACAUCUGCAUAUCCCAAAUCACCAUACCAUGCACACAACACAUUGUUUCCAACAUUUUAAUGUCCAAUUAGGAUUGCACGGAGUCCAGUUAAUUGAAGCAGCUGGCUAUUAAAAUGGUUGCAAUUGAUAUGGUCACUUUCUAUUGGAGCUGCUGUUUUUCCUCUCAAAAACAUUAAGAGCCUCUUUCAAAAACAACAUGAUUCAUCUCCUUUGUCUUCACUGGAAAGGUAAAUAUCUGUCAAGAAUUUCUUCUUUCCUCAUAGCAAUAAUGUAAAUAUCCAAGAGUGGUCUUAUAAGAAGAGUUUAAGAAUGUGAAAAAGCCAGUUCAUUUCUUGAAAAAAGAAAUGAUUGCCUUUUUACCAGUUCAUCAUUAAUUUAGUGCCACCUCCCCAAGUGGUAGGACGAAGUCAUCAAUAUAGUAAGUCAUGUAGGAUAUGCUUUCUGGUGAAUGUCAAAGCUGGAGUUUCCACAUACUUCUGGCUCUUUGUCCAUUCACUGCUUUUUGACCCUAAAGAUAUGACAUUGGGGGAGAUGGGAAUUCAAAAUGAUGGCAACAUAUACUUAGAAAUGCAAUCUACUUUUAUUUUCUCCUACUAGUUCACAGGUAGUUGCCUUUUCCCCAGUUUGAUAGUAUCCCUUUCAACAACCACAGCACUGGUGUUGCAAAUAGAUUAGGGAAGCACCCAAAGCUGGAUGAAUUGUGCAAAGUGUAUUUUCAGCAUGUAUAUACAAUACCUUGCCUCUCAAAUAUGCUUCUCUUAAAAGGGUGCACGCUACAGCAUGAACUGUCUGCAUAUUUAAUGUAUCUUCCUGGAAUAUGCUGUACGCUUAAUAUACAUAUUCUAUAAAUAAAGUAAUAAAAUGUAUAAUAGAAAUAC
Dama dama (fallow deer) is the source of this 6080-nucleotide messenger RNA. It is a transcript of the gene CHRM2, whose product is annotated as cholinergic receptor muscarinic 2. The transcript has 3 exons. Gene Ontology annotation, cellular component: plasma membrane. Lineage: Eukaryota; Metazoa; Chordata; Mammalia; Artiodactyla; Cervidae. Gene Ontology annotation, biological process: regulation of heart contraction; adenylate cyclase-activating adrenergic receptor signaling pathway. Gene Ontology annotation, molecular function: G protein-coupled acetylcholine receptor activity. The record is from RefSeq and is a predicted model, not a curated record. Bases 717 to 2114 code for a protein of 465 amino acids.